CCUCGCGGCCCGCCGGCCAAUCGCGGCGAGCUUUGUUGCGGGGGUGCGGCACGCGCGGACGCCCCGUUCAAGAUGGCGGACGACAGUGAGACAGCAGUGAGGCGGCCCCCGGCGAGGCCUUCGCGGCCGGCGGCGGAGGAGAACGACCAUGAGCAUUGCAGCGACUGCGAGAACGAGGCGGAGCAUGGCUCCAACAGGGGGGGCCUGAGUCCAGCAAAUGACAGUGGAGCCAAGAAGAAGAAAAAGAAACCCAAACGGAAGAAAGAGAAGGGAGGAGGAGACCAGCCUGACCAGGCUCAGGACCAGCCAGUGAAGGUGAACUCUUUACCUGCUGAGAGGAUCCAGGAGAUUCAAAAAGCCAUCGAGCUCUUCUCUGUAGGUCAGGGACCGGCCAAAACCAUGGAGGAAGCCAGCAAGAGGAGCUACCAGUUCUGGGACACACAGCCAGUGCCCAAGUUAGGAGAAGUGGUGAACACCCAUGGCCCGGUGGAGCCAGACAAGGACAACAUCCGCCAGGAGCCCUACACCCUGCCCCAGGGCUUCACCUGGGAUGCCCUGGACCUGGGGGAUAGAGGUGUGCUGAAGGAGCUGUACACCCUGCUCAACGAGAACUACGUGGAGGAUGAUGACAACAUGUUCCGCUUCGAUUACUCGCCCGAGUUCCUGCUGUGGGCACUGCGUCCUCCAGGCUGGCUGCCCCAGUGGCACUGCGGGGUCCGAGUGGUCUCCAGCAAGAAGCUGGUGGGAUUUAUCAGCGCCAUUCCAGCCACCAUCCACAUCUAUGACACAGAGAAGAAGAUGGUGGAGAUAAACUUCCUGUGUGUCCACAAAAAGCUGCGCUCCAAACGGGUGGCUCCAGUUCUGAUCCGUGAGAUCACGAGGAGGGUGCAUCUAGAGGGAAUCUUCCAGGCUGUUUACACUGCAGGAGUGGUGCUGCCAAAGCCUGUGGGGACUUGCAGGUAUUGGCACCGCUCCCUGAACCCUCGGAAACUCAUCGAGGUCAAAUUUUCCCACCUGAGCAGGAACAUGACUAUGCAACGCACCACGAAGCUGUACCGCCUGCCCGAGACUCCUAAGACUCCUGGCCUGCGGCCCAUGGAGCACAAGGACAUCCCUGCUGUGCACAAGCUCUUGACUGAGUACCUGAAGCAGUUCCACCUGACACCCAUGAUGAGCAGAGAGGAGGUGGAGCACUGGUUUGUACCUCAGGAGAACAUCAUCGACACCUUCGUGGUAGAGAGUGCCCCAGGAGAGGUGACAGACUUCCUGAGCUUUUACACCCUGCCCUCCACCAUCAUGAACCACCCGACCCACAAGAGCCUGAAAGCUGCCUAUUCCUUCUACAACGUCCACACCAAGACGCCUCUCAUUGACCUCAUGAGCGACGCGCUCAUCCUCGCCAAGUCGAAAGGAUUUGACGUCUUCAAUGCACUGGAUCUCAUGGAAAACAAAACCUUCCUGGAGAAGCUGAAGUUUGGGAUCGGGGAUGGGAACCUGCAGUAUUACCUGUACAAUUGGAAGUGUCCCAGCAUGGCACCAGAGAAGGUUGGAUUGGUGCUGCAGUAAGGGAGCCCUUGCCAGGAGAGCAUGGAGGAGCCGGGCCUGAGGAGGUGCUGCCCUCAUCCUUUCUGCCAAAGCCGGAGCCACGCCGGGAGAGGGGCACCGGAGCCCCCGCUGCUGCCAGCCACCUCCUUGUUUGAUUUAUCUGCAUCCUCCUAAAGACAUGAUCAAGGGAAUGUAACUGCUGAAACUAGAUCAUGAUUGG
Molecule: messenger RNA, 1765 nt
Organism: Serinus canaria (Common canary)
Lineage: Eukaryota; Metazoa; Chordata; Aves; Passeriformes; Fringillidae
Gene: NMT1
Product: N-myristoyltransferase 1
Exons: 12
Coding region: 73-1566 (497 amino acids)
Biological process (GO): N-terminal peptidyl-glycine N-myristoylation
Cellular component (GO): cytoplasm
Molecular function (GO): glycylpeptide N-tetradecanoyltransferase activity
Source: RefSeq, a predicted model, not a curated record